UUAGCCCUCAUUGAAUAGGACAAAGUAAAACAAUAAACCAUUUUAAAAUUAUCAAAUUGAUGCAGAUUAAAUACUACCUGUUACAGGUAAAGUGGGCACUCCCAUGCUGCUAUUGAGAUUGUAACUCAACAAGCUGAAUGAAGUCUUAAAUUUCAUAGAUUUUGACUUAGUAGUUAUUUUCCAGGUAACUUUUCCUGAUGAAGUAAUUUGCUAUAUGUGCAAAGAUUUGACUGUUACUUAUAUUAAAAAAAUUAGAAAUAGCCUAUAUGAUCAAUAAUGAAGAUGGAUUAAAUAAUGGUAGAAAUAGCCUAUAUGUUCAAUAAUGACAAUGGAUUAAAUAAUAGUCCAUGUCAUUAAAAAGACUGGUAAGCAGAAAAUGCUCAUUAAAAGUAAGGGCGGGGUCUGUGUGAGGGGACUCAUGGCUGGAAUUCCAGCACAUUAUGGAGGCAAGUGGAUUGUUUGAGUCCAGGGGUUUGAGACCAGCCUGGGCAACAUGGCGAAACCCUGUCUCUAAAAAGUUUAGCCAGGCAUGCUGCACUUGCUUGUGGUGGCAGCUACUUGGGAAGCAGAGAUGAAACCAUCACUUGAGCCCAGGGAAGUUGAGGUUUCAGUGAGCUGUGAUCGCUGCCAGGACAACAGAGUGAGACCGUGUCUCAAAAAAAAAAGGGCAGUGUGGGGGGGGAGAAAACAGAUUAUAAAACUGAAUUCACAGUACAGUAUAGAUUUAAUUACAUAUGCAUAGGAAAAUAGGACACUAAGAGUGGGCAUCCCUGAAUGGUGGAAUUACAGAUGAUUUUAAUUAUUUUUGUUUUUUUUCUUUUCUGUGUCUGGGUUUUCUUUACUGAACACCCAAUAUGUUUUAUAAGGAAAAGGAAUUUUUAAAACUCUUAAGGUAAUGUAAUUGGUGUAGCUUUCUAGUAUAGUUUGGUGUUAUUUAUCAGUAGCCUCACCUUUUUCUUUGACUUGAUAAACACACCUCCAGAGGUAAGAACCAUAAAUAUCUAUCUACAGUGAUAUUUAUCAUGACAUGACUUAUAAUAGUGAUAUACUCGAAUUGUCUUAAAUAGAACAAUGAAUAAAUAUGGCUCUUUAGUGGACUUAAAGCAGAUCGGUAUUUUAUAAGAUACACUUAUAAGAUCCGUGUAUCUUAUAAAAAUUAUUUUAGAGGCGAGGCAUGGUGGCUCACGCAUGUUAAUCCCAGCAUUUUGGGAGGCUGAGGCAGGCAGGUCACCUGACAUCAGGAGUUUGAGACCAAGCUGGCCAAAAUGGUGAAACCCCAUCUGUACUAAACAUAUAAAAAUUAGCUGGGCAUGAUGGCAUACACCUGUAAUCCCAACUACUCGAGAGACUGAGGCAGGAGAAUUGCUUGAACCCAGGAAGUGGAGGUUGCAGUGAGCUGAGAUCAUGCUACUGCACUCCAGCCUGGGUGACAAAAAACAAAACAAAACAAAAAAAACCAAAAAUUAUUUUAGAAAUAUAUAUGGGUAUGGGUAAUCUCAGCACGCAGAGAUCUCAAGGCAGGCAGAUCAGGAGGUCAAGAGAUCGAGACCAUCCUGGCCAACAUGGUGAUACCCUGUCUCUACUAAAAAUGCAAAAAUUAGCUGGGUGUGGUGGUACGCACCUGUGGCCCCAGCUACUCAGGAGGCUGAGGCAGGAGACUCACUUGAAUCUGGGAGGCAGAGGUUUCAGUGAGCUGAGAUAGCGCCACUGCACUCCAUUCUGGUGACAGAGCUAGACCCUGUCUCAAUGAUGACAUAAGAAGUUGCUUAUACUGUGAUUUACCUGAAGAAAAAAUACUUUUUGUGCUAUUUUUCAUUUUAAAAAUAAUCGGUAAACAAUGGGAAGAAAUAAAAAUUGACCCAAUUGUUGAGUUAUCUUCUUUAUUCUUUUAUAAAGUUUUUACAGUGGUCUAAUUAUUUUAUAAGAAAAAAAUUAUAAAUAGCUUUGCUAAUUGAUAUAAAAUGAUAUUUAAACAUUUUUUGGCUUGUAUUGUUAUGGUUUCCAGGGAACUCUGAUUCUUAUUUUUACUCUUGAUUUUUUUCUUGUAUGAUUUGUUCAUGUCUUUGCCCAAUAUCUGUUAGCUUACUUGGAAAAGCCUCUGGGUGUUUUAUAUUUACUUCAGUUAGUUUCUCUAUUGUGUGCCGAAACAUACACAGUAGAGUACAAAUCAAGAUUUCCUCUGUCACUCAAAGCUUAGAAGAUCAUUUUUUUUAAAGAUCUGAUUUGUAAUUCUUUUAUUUUCUAUUUUCAGAUUUUCUUGUGUAUUGUAUCUUUUAUAAGGAGUUCUGUUUCUUGGCUUUCUGUUUUGCUCCAAUGAUGAUAUGUAUGUGUGGUUUUUUUUUUUAAUUGCCUGAAAAACUGAGUGAAAUAUUUAUGAGUCAUUAAAAAUAAAACAUUUUAAUGUUAUGAUUUGUAAAGAUGCAAGCAAUACAAAGGCUUAUAAAGUAAAAAGUAAAAACUUCCUGUUUACCUCCUAUUCUUGUUUACAUUCUUACGGGUAGUAACCACAUGUUAAAGUGUACACUUUUUUAAGUGUAUUGUCAUGUGAGUUUUGAGAACUGUUCACACUUGUGUAACCAUCAUUACAAGCACAAUAUAGGACAUUUCUGUCUAUCCAAGAAGAUCGCUGGUCUCCCUUCCUGCUAUACUGACUUUUUAUUCCCAUAGUUCAGUUUCGCCUGUUUCUAGACUUAAUGUAAAAGAGUACAGUGUGUACUCUUUUGUGUCUGGAUGUUUUGGCUUGGCAUAAUGAUUUUGACAUUCAUUUAUGAUAUUGCUUGUUUCUCUAGUUCUUUAUUUUUCAUUAUUAUUAUUAUUACUGUUUUUGAGACAAGGUCUCACUCUGUUGCUGAGGCUUGAAUGCCAUCACGGCUCACUGUAAUCUCAAUCUCCCCAGUCUCAAGUGGUCCUCCUGCCUCAGUCUCCCAAGUAGCUGGGACUACAGGUGCACACCACCACACCUGGCUAGUAGUUUGUUCUUUUUUAUUGUUUGGCAGUAUUUCAUUGUAUGAUGUACCACAGUUUAUUUGUCUGCUUAUUGAUAGAACGUUUGGGUUGUUUCCAGUGUUCGGGAACUAUGAAUAAAGCUGCCCCAGACAUUGAUGUACAAGUCAUUGUUUGGACUUACAUUUUCAUUUCUUUUGGAUAAAUACCAAAUUAUGAUUACUGGGUCAUAUGGUAAGUGUAUGUUUAACUUUGGGAAACUGGUCGUUUCUUAUAAAAUGGUUGUACCAUUUUACAUUCCCAGCAACUGGGUAUGGAAAUUCCAGUUACUCUGGAUCCUUACCAGUACUGGGUAUUUUAGUCAGUCUGGUGGCUGUGCUGUGGUAUCUCACUGUGGUUUUAAAUAGCUUUUCCUUGAUGAUUAAUGGUAUUCAGCGUCUUUUUAUGUGCCUAUUGGCCAUUUGUAUAGCUUCUUUUGUGUCUGUUUAAAUCUUUUGUAUCUUUUAAAAAUUGGGUUGCUUUGUGUUGCUGAGUUGUAAAGUUUCUUAGCAUAUUUGGAGCACAAACCCUUUACCAGCUGUGUAUUGCAGACAGUUUCUUGCAGUCCAUAGCUUGACUUUUCAUUUGUUCCUUCUCUUCCAAUACUUACAUUCUCUUUCUUUAGUUGACUUGCCAGAACUUUUUUUUUUUUUUUAAAUAAGAGAUGAGGAUCUCCCUAGGUUGCCCAGGCUGGACUUGAACUUCUGAGCUCAAGUGAUCCUCCUGUCAGUCUCCUGAGUAGGUGGGACUAUACAUGUGCGCCACCAUGCCCAGACCAGAACUUAAUUUUAUUAAAUUGUAUGGGUGUUGCUUUUUAUUUCCACUUUCUGGGUACACAGAAGCUUGUGACCAAGAUUAUAUUUGACUUGAAGGAUGAAUGGGGUGGUAUGUUCAUCUUUAUAUUCUUCCAGAGCUUUAAAUUUUAUGUUCUUUAAAAAUCUGGAUUUAGGGUCAGGCGCAGUGACUUAGGCUUGUAAUCACAGCACUUUGGGAGGCUAAGGCAGCAGGAUUGUUUGAGCCCAGCAGUUUGAGGCUGCAGUGAACUACGAUCACGCCAGUGCACCCCAGCUUGACUUAAGAGUGAACUGUUUCUACAACAAAAAAACGAACAAAAUGUACCAUUGUUAUUAACUACAGUUACUUCUAUUGGUGAUAGAUAAUUUUGUCAAAUUCAUCAUCUGUUUAUUCAGUUUUCUAUAUCUUGAAAUACAAGCUUUAUGUGUAAAUAUGUUCCUAAAAAUUUGGUGUGAAAACGUCUUAAGCUUCUCAACUUUAUUGUACAACUGUGGUUAAAAAGUAUCUUAUUUUUGUUACAGCCUCUUUCCCUUAAAUAUUUAUAUCAUCUGAAUAUUUUUCUUUUUUUUUUUUAGUGUUAACUACAUGUCACCAUACUGCUUCUGCUUUUUCGGGGAAUCUGAAAUGAUUAAGAAUAGUCCCCUAUUAGUGGUACUCAUUUAAGUUUCUGAGAAUGGUGUACCUCCCCCCCAAGAAACCAGUUUUUUGUUUUUUAAUUGAGACAGAGUCUUGCUCUGUCUUCCAGGCUGGAUUGCAGUAGCACAAUCAUGGCUCACUGUAGCCUUGACCUUCCUGGCUGAAGCGAUUUUCCCACCUCAGCCUCCAGAGUAGCUGGGACUACAGGUGUGUGCCACCAUGCCCGACUGAUUUUAAAAUUUUUUGUGUAGACUGGGCCUCCCAAAGUGCUAGAAUUACAAGAUGUAAGCUGCUGAGCCUGGCCAGGAAGCAGUUCUUAAAUUAUCAGGACUAUCAAUGAAUAGACCUUGUAUUUUUCCUUAUUUUGUUCUGUUUUCCUUUGGGUUUGUUUUCUAAAAUCAUAAUUCAUUGCUGUGUUUUUCCAUCUUUUAAUGAACACAUUCACAUUUCACUGUGAAUACUACAUUAGUCAUUUGGAUAUUUGUUGAAUCUUGUUUUUAAAUUUUUUUGUUUGUUUGUUUCUCUUUUAAGAGGCAGGGUCUUACUCUGUUGCCCAGGCUGGGGUGCAGUGGCACAAUGAUAGCUUACUGUAGGCUCCAACUCUUGGGCUAAAGCAGUCCAUCUGCUUCAGCCUCUUGAGUAGCUAGGACUAUAAGCAUGUAUCACCACACCUGGCUAAUUUAUUUUUAUUUUUAUUUACAGAGAUGAAGUCUCACUAUGUUGCUCAGGCUGUCCUUGAACUCCUGGGCUCAGAUGACAUCCCACCUCGGCCUCCUGAAGUGCAGGGAUUACAGGCGUGAACCACUGUGCCUGUUCCUGUUUUUUAAUUUUCUAAAGUGAAAUGUGUCCCUUCAUCAUGUGAAUUUUUAGUAUCUAUUUAAAAUUUAAGUCUUUGUUGAUUUCUGCUUUUUUGUUCUAUUUUACUUUUGGCAUCAUGGCCAGAAAUUUGCAAGUUUUAGAAAUUAGAAAAAGUCCUAUUUUGUAACAGAUUAUGAUCCAACCAUUGAAGAUUCUUACACAAAGCAGUGUGUGAUAGAUGACAGAGCAGCACGGCUAGAUAAGAUCAAAAAUUAUAUUAGCACCUGCACUAAGUAUGUUUUUGGGGGCAGUGAUCAUAACUCAGAUUUCUUUCUUGAAUUUACAGUUUUGGAUACAGCAGGACAAGAAGAGUUUGGAGCCAUGAGAGAACAAUAUAUGAGGACUGGCGAGGGCUUCCUGUUGGUCUUUUCAGUCACAGAUAGAGGCAGUUUUGAAGAAAUCUAUAAGUUUCAAAGACAAAUUCUCAGAGUAAAGGAUCGUGAUGAGUUUCCAAUGAUUUUAAUUGGCAAUAAAGCAGAUCUGGAUCAUCAAAGACAGGUAACACAGGAAGAAGGACAACAGUUAGCACGGCAACUUAAGGUCACAUACAUGGAGGCAUCAGCAAAGAUUAGGAUGAAUGUAGAUCAAGCUUUCCAUGAACUUGUCCGGGUUAUCAGGAAAUUUCAAGAGCAGGAAUGUCCUCCUUCACCAGAACCGACACGGAAAGAAAAAGACAAGAAAGGCUGCCAUUGUGUCAUUUUCUAGAAUCCUUUCAGUUUUAGCUACCAACUGCCAGGAAAAGCCCUUAUCUCCUCUUCCUCUCCUCAGUUUACAUCUUAUUUGGUACCUUUCUAGCCUUAGACAAAUGAUCACCAUGUUAGCCUUAGACCAAGAAGCUGGCUAGUCAGUCCUUUCCGUGAAGCUAAUACAAUGGUCAUUUCCAGACAAAUUUAAAGGAAACACUAAGGCUGCUUCAAAGAUAUCUGAUUCCUUUAAAAUAUGUGUCUAUAUACACAGACAUGCUCUUUUUUUAAGUGCUUACAUUUUAAUAGAGAUGAAUCAGUUUUGGAAUCUAAGCUGUUUGCCAAGCUGAAGCCACAGGUUGUGAAAUAAUUUUUAACUUUUGGAAUCAUACUGCCUACUGUUACUCUAAAUAGAAAUAUAGGGAUUUUUUUUUAAUGUGAAUUUUUGCCUAUCUUUAAAAAUUUCAAUGUCAGCCUUUGUUAACCUUAAAUACACUGAAUUGAAACUACAAAAGUGAAACAUCUCAGACCUUUACUGAUACUACAGCUUUUGUUUUCUGGUGGCCAAAAUACCAAAAUGCCUAUCGUAUUUAUGGAUUAAAAACUGCUCAUAAAAGCCUGUGUUAUUACUCCUACUCUUGAAGAUGAUAAUAUUCUACGUGGUCAAAUAUUUGGACUCAUUCAGGACUUAAACAUUUCAGUGUACUUGAUUUUUUAAUUUAACUCUUUUUCACAGCCACGCUAAGGGUAAAAAUAGUUUGUCUUCCUUUUCAAGUAUUUCUGGAUAAGGGAUUUGAAAAAUUAAAACUGUUUUUGUUUGCUGUAAUAUAAAAUAUGGAAUUGAUCUUUCCGGGGUCAGAGAUGAUUAAUGUUUUUGCUAUAUACUUUUUAUACAUUAUUUUCUUAUCAAACUAGUUAACAAGUAUUUUUAUAUGUUUGUAAGCAGAUAUGCUUUCACAGCAUACCUUGUGUAUAUGUAAAGAUAAGUAUUUAAUUCUCACUGUUCACUUUUAACUGACAAAGAAAAACAAGUGGAAACUGGAGAAACUGUGGUAGAGCUUUUACUUGCUGGUCUGGUCUUGGUUAUACCCAUCUUUGGCCAGUCACAUAUCUACUCAAGAAACCUUCCCAACAGAGUACAACAGGAUGAGACUCUGAAAUCACUUCUAAUGUUCCCUGCUAGAUACUGAUUGUUAUAUCAAGUAUUAAGUGUAAGCUUUUAAUGGACAAUUAGUAUAACUGUGGAUGGCAUCUGAUUUUGUUUUUAAUUCUGUGGAUUGUGUUUAAGCAAUUCAAUAGUAUGUUCCUGAUUUUGAGAUGCUAAGUGGUAUUGCACAGUUGUCACUUUAUCAAGUGUGUACAACAGUCCCAUGAAGUUUAUAGAGCAUACCCUUGUAUAGCUUCAGGUGCUAGAAUUAAAAUUGAUCUGUUAUCACAA
Molecule: messenger RNA, 7392 nt
Organism: Callithrix jacchus (white-tufted-ear marmoset)
Lineage: Eukaryota; Metazoa; Chordata; Mammalia; Primates; Cebidae
Source: RefSeq, a predicted model, not a curated record